CACAAAUAAUACAAUAAAAAUGGAGAAAAAAUUAUUGUUAAUCCAUAUUACGUUACUCGUUUGCUUAUCGCACUCAAUUUUCGCAAGUGCCUCUAAUAAUUUGAACAAUAUAAAUGUGUGGGAUCUCGUAGCUGGCGAUGACGAAGCCUUCGAACGCGAACUGAAGAAUGAACAAGAUGCCUUAACGCGGAAUCCAGCUGCUCAAAAUUUCACCGCCAGCACCAUAGAUAAGCACGGAUACCAAUAUGAGGAGUACGAGGUGACGACGCCCGAUGGAUAUCUCUUGACCAUGUACCGAAUUGUUGGAAAAGCAGGAACGACCCCUGAACCGGGACGAAAAGUUGUCUUUUUGCAACACGGUUUGCUCCAGUCAUCUGUCGAUUGGGUCCUUACAGGUCCCGGGCAAGCUCUUGGGUACAUUUUAAGUGAUGCCGGUUACGAUGUGUGGUUGGGAAAUGCUCGUGGCAACACAAAUUCACGGAAACAUUUGUACUUGUCGCCCAACAAGAGAGCCUUUUGGGACUUUUCGUGGCACGAAAUUGGACAAAUUGACUUGCCAACGAUGAUUAAUUUUGCCUUGGAAAAAUCAGGACAAGAAAAGUUACAUUAUAUCGGGCAUAGUCAAGGAACGACGUCAUUUUUUGUAAUGGGAGCUCUUCGUGGAAAAGAAAUGAUGCCGAAAAUUAUGUCAAUGCAUGCUCUUGCUCCUGUAGCCUUUAUGAGCCAUUUGAAAUCGCCCUUCAUUCGUGCACUUGCACCUUUCGUCUUUUCUAUCAAUUGGAUCACUUCUAUGCUCGGAAUUCACGAAUUUUUCCCCAGCAGCAAGAUGAUGAAGAAAGGUGGAUAUUGGGCUUGUCGCGAUGAAUCUAUUUUCCAAGAACUCUGUGUCAAUGCAUUGUUCCUCAUUGGCGGCUACAACAGCGCACAAAUGAAUCGAACAAUGUUACCGGAAAUCCUUCAACACACGCCCGCUGGAGCCAGUCGCCAUCAACUCGUUCACUACGGACAAGAAGUCAAUUCUGGCAAAUUCCGCAUGUACGACUACGGAAUGUUUGGCAACUUGGCCAAAUAUGGAAAUAUUAGUCCACCAAAGUACGAUUUGAGCAAGGUAACGGCACCUGUGGCAUUGCAUUAUGGUGACAAUGAUUGGAUGGCAGCCGUAAAAGACGUUGAUAAAUUGGCGAAAAAUCUCCCGAAACUCAUCGGAAAAUUCAGAGUUCCUGAUGCAAAGUGCAAUCAUUUUGAUUUUACCUAUGGAAUAAAUGCUCCUUCGCUGAUCUACGACAGAGUUAUGAGCUUGAUGAAGCGAUAUGAAGAUUAAGUUAGAAAUUAAAUUUAUAAAAGUAAAUUUUUUAUGCUUUUAUAUGUAAAGU
This is a messenger RNA of Culicoides brevitarsis, 1373 nucleotides long. RefSeq names its product lipase 3-like. Gene Ontology annotation, biological process: lipid metabolic process. The coding region runs from base 20 to 1321 and encodes 433 amino acids. NCBI's taxonomy places the organism in Eukaryota, Metazoa, Arthropoda, Insecta, Diptera, Ceratopogonidae. The record is from RefSeq and is a predicted model, not a curated record. Gene Ontology annotation, molecular function: hydrolase activity, acting on ester bonds. The transcript is spliced from 4 exons.